This is a messenger RNA of Dreissena polymorpha, 3796 nucleotides long. RefSeq lists its product as uncharacterized. The transcript has 2 exons. Lineage: Eukaryota; Metazoa; Mollusca; Bivalvia; Myida; Dreissenidae. The coding region runs from base 28 to 951 and encodes 307 amino acids. The record is from RefSeq and is a predicted model, not a curated record.
GGAACAGUGUGUUGCAAUAAUACGAACAUGAAUCUUAAAUCAUCUGAUAUAUAUUAUUCACAGGAUAGUAUUAGCCACAGAUUUGGUGACAAUACAAAUCACAGAGGGAAGAGAAUUGGUGAAACAUUGGACGACAUAAUUAAUGGAAGAUGCAAAGUCUCUUCUAUACCAGUGAUUGAAGUAAAAAAUUUCGGUGGGAAAUGGUACAACCGUCGUCUCUGGGUGUUUAAACAUCUACAGAGGCUUGGGAGAUGCGAAUAUAUACCCGUGCGACGUUGUCGACAUUUCAAUACCAAAAAGUUUACAACAAGAAAUGGUGGAGUGGAUGUACGGGUACGCGGUGAUGGGCCUGGUGGAAUAUGUUAUUUGCUUUCUUCUCCAUCCACGAGAACGCUUGAGGAUACUGUCUGUAUAACAAAGUCGAGUACUCCGCAGUUAGGUACUUCGCAUUUGAAUGUUUACACUCCAAAAGAACGGCCUACAAGCAAUGCAAUUGCCAGAAAUUAUCAGCCUGAGGAAGAAUUCAAGACUGAUAAUGCAUUGUAUGCGCAAGAGAACUGGACAACAUACAAUUCAGCAAGUAUAAGGUCAGACGUGAAGUUGAAAAAUGCGGAUUAUUUGACUAGAGAAAACCCACAGGCAAUCGGGUUUUCAGAUAGAACGCAUGAUACCCAUUCAUCGAGCAGUUUAGCUAUGCACUAUACCAAUAAUGACGAAAUCAAUGAGUCAAAGACACAGAGAAGCUAUACAAUGUCAUUUGGCAUUGUAAAUGAGUCUUUACAACGAAUAUCUAUCUUCCCGAUUCAUGCAGUUCAAUCUUCCUCCAAAUCGUUUACAACGCUGAAUGCUGAAACGCGAACACAGGCGUAUUUAGAAAACCGUCAUAGUUUUAAUUCAUCUACUGAUAUUAAAGAACCAAGCGCUAAGCGGACAACGGAUGUACAAAGAUAGGCGAAAAUUAUGCAGAGUGGAAUCGCAGGCAAGCAAAACAGAGAAUUUGUGAUGACUAUGAUAAACAACAAAUCGAAAUUAGCAUGGAGAAAGAAAUAUCAUCAAGGCAAUUGCAGCAAAUGUCUAAUAUGUCUGCAUAUAGGAGUAAACAAACAAAAUGUAUUGUACCAAUGACUGUCCAUGAAUUGAAAUCAACAGAAGCUUCGACAUUCCUCAAUACAAAAACUAUAAUCGAUAAUGAUGAACCUGAUAGAAGUAGUAGAAGUAGUAGUAGUAGUAGUAGUAGUAGUAGUAGUAGUAGUAGUAGUAGUAGUAGUAGUAGUAGUUGUAGUAGUAGUAGUAGUAGUAGUAGUAGUAGUAGUAGUUGUAGUAGUAGUAGUAGUAGUAGUAGUAGUAGUAGUAGUAGUAGUAGUAGUAGUAGUAGUAGUAGUGGAAGUUAUAGUAGUAGUAGUAGCAGUAGUUAAAGUAGAAGCAGCAGUAGUAGUAGUAGUAGUAGUAGUAGUAGUAGUAGUAGUAGUAGUAGUAGUAGUAGUAGUAGUAGUAGUAGUAGUAGUAGUAGACGUGGUAGUAGUAGUAGAAGUAGUAGUAGUAGUAGUAGUAGUAGUAGUAGUAGUAGUAGUAGUAGUAGUAGUAGUAGUAGUAGUAGUAGUAGUAGUAGUAAAAGUAGUAGUAGUAUAUAUACUAGUAUAUAUAUAUAUAAGAGGAUAUAUAAAUAAAAAUGGACAGGUUGUCAUAUUUGAAUCAAGACACUGCUUUUCUUGCCAACAGCGAGAAAAAAAUAAAUUCAACCAGUGCACCAACACAUAAAAACAAUGUUUCUGACCCAAACAAAAAUAUACAUUCAAUGCGUGAUACCACAGACACUUCUGGUAAUCUAGCAAGUACAUUGACUAUGCAAGUAAAUGAAGAAAUGGCUUAUAAAAAAUCACCACAACGAAAAAGCGUGAUCUAUCAGAUGUCAGUAAAAACGCAGGUAACAUACCUCGUAGGGAAUGUAAAGAAGGGACAAUAAUAAGGCAUAGAGCUGUACCUGUGAAAAACAUGGCUAAGGAAUCAACUAUUGAACAAAAAAAUACCCCCACAGCAAAGAAACGAAACCCAACUUUUACACAGAUAAGCUUAUGCCAUCGAGUGUCAUUUUACAUCAAUCGAAAACAAAAGCAACGAAAUUAUCGAGACAUGAAACUCAUAGCGAAACAUGUGAAUUGGCACCAAUGCCCUCAUCAUGCUAUACAGACACAGACAACAAAUCGCAUAGAAUGGACACACACAGGGGUGUAAAAUUAAAUAAAUUGGUUGUAUCCGCCAACUUGGCAACAGUUCGAAAUUCAGAAAACAUAUCAACCUGUGUCAAUAAAGAUACCGUCUCUUACCACGAUAUAGUAUCAUGCCUGAAUACACCUGAUGUAACAGAAGUUAAUGCACACCAAUUACAAAGCGUUUCAAAAGGAGGGAGAAGAAAUAACGACCCUGCAACAAAGUGUAUAAAUAAAGAUACUGAUUUGAUAAUACAACAAGAUGACCAUUUAAGAGUGGCGAACAACUGUGAUGGAAAUGCCUUAACGAAGAAACAGUAUCUUACUAAAACAAAACCAGUUCUUGUUGAAUCAGAGGGGAUACCGCAAAUAAGGACAGUUGUAAAGCCACCAACAAGAAGUGAUCAAAACGUAAAUGAAUCAGUAACUGGUGUGUUUAAAACUGUUCACAACCAAGAAGAUGACAACUCUGAAAGCGAUGCAGAUGAAGUGUAUGUAACCAAAUCGGGGGCUAUAAAAGCACUUCGAGAGCGAAGGUCGAAGAACAAAUGACAUCUCCAAAAACAAGAAAUUUAGAUAUGUAAGGUGCAUACAAACAUGCAUGUUAGCGAUCCUCCGCACGUUCAAUAUAACAAUGGCAGAGAAUAAAACAGUACUUCAAAAUAAUGAUUGAAAUAUGUAGUUCUAACACAUGCAUUCUAAUUAUUGAAAUGAUUGGAUUGCAAACUUUCUUGUUAUUAAGAUGGGUGAUUUAAAUGGUUUUAAAUAUGUAGUUAGUUUGAUAUAUUAAUAUUGUUACUAUAUUUCCAUUUUUUUUCAAGACAGGUGUAACGCAUUGAAAAAGCAAAAGAGUGUGAUUGGUGGAAAAUAAGUGUGUUAAGCAUUGUAAAGAAUUGUUUGGUUGUUCAUUGUAAUUUAAUUAAUUAAAACUAGUUUGAUUGCGAUGCGGGUAUUACAACGUGUUAUCAUUUAACAAAGUUGUUAAGGUUACCAUAAGUAUUUUAUAUGGAAAGAUAUCCAGGUUUUACUUUGACAUGUGUAAAAAUAUUACUAUUUUGAAUAUGUAUUGGUCCACACAUUACAAUAACUGUUAAGGAUAUUUGCACAAUUCGGUUAAACUAUAGAAUUUCAAAUUAAUUUCAAAACAAAAUCACGCUCUUUUUAUAGUAACACCACGGGAUUUCCAUAUUAUUGGGAUUCCAAUGUCCAUUUUUCGAAAACGUUUGGCAACUAUACAAAUUCAUUUUUUUUAUCGUUUAAUUUUCUGAACAUAAAAUAACACACACAGUUAUAGAAUUAAUAUCUCCAUUGUUUUUAUAAUGAUUACCAACUGUUCGUAACAACCAAUUAAUCCACCCGAAGAUACAUGUAUUUGCCAAUUUUUAAGUUUGUGAUGUUCUUUGAUUUGAUUGUUAUUUUAUACUGCAUCAUACAGAUAAAUCAAACUAAAAGUGUCUUAAGUUUGCAUAAUUUUAUCUACAAGCCAGUAAGAUGUUUAUAUAACAUUUCUUCGAUUUAUUUACACAAAUUGUUUUCUAUUCUCAUUUUCUAAAAACAUUAUGUAAAUAAAUAACCUACUAAAACGGAAA